GGACCAUCUUUCUAAAACAUUGAUAUGGUUUGGUUUAGCUUGCUCGGGUAUCAUCCUCCCAGUUUUUUUGGUUGUUGUUUUGCCUAUUUCUCUUUGUAGAAAAGUCAUUGGUUUUUCUUUAUCUACAAGUUAAAUACAAACUCUUUAUCCUGGGAUUUAAGACCCUCCAUAGUUUUUCCAUCUUACUUUGAAUUGCUCCCUUACAUACCACCCAGCCCAACUAGUUUGUUUACUAUCCCCUAAAUAUUCUUUUUAAUUUCUCACCUGACUACACAACCCUAAGAAAUCUGUCCCUCCACUGGAUCCUGUACCCUACAUAUCUAUUCCACUCCUUUUGACACAUUAUAUAGAAAGCUAUGUACUGAUCCCAUUCUAAUCUAUGUCUUUGUUACCUUGCACAUAACAGGUGCUCAAUUAUACUUGUGGAUUAAUUUUGGAGCUGUCUCUCCUCUCCACUCAAGCAGGAAUACAUCUCUUUUUAUAUUGCAUCCUGAAGAACUUUGCUAAAUCUUAAGUGACAGUGAGAUGUGUGUAACCAUAUGUGUGUGUAUACAUAUCAGGGAUUGGUAUAUAGUUUGAGGAACUAACCACUUCCUCUGACAUUUUAACCAAGGCAAUUUCUUAGUAAUGAUAAGAACUCUGAGACCCAAGUCGUAAUUCCAGUUCAAAGGCAGAGUUCUCUAUUCUAUGUUGCCUACGUGACCAGUUACAAACAUAACCAAAUAGUGACAAGAUGAAAGUGAAAAAUGGAUCAUUUCUAUGGUACCUAUACUUGGAUAAAAUAUACUGUUUACUAUCAGUGAGAAAUGUCAAGGCACUGUCGGAAUAUUUUCAAGUCCUUGAUGUGCACAAAAAGCAGGCUCUGAAUGAUGUAGUCUUCUAUCACUUUCUUCAUCACGUGACUGACUUGAACAGGAACCAAAUUAUGAUAGUGUUUGACAUGCUGGAUUGGAAUGCCACAGGAGAGAUUGGCUUUGAUGAGUUCUACAUGCUCGUUUGUGUCCUACUGUCACAUGAGAAUCACUUGGAAGAGCGGUUUCUCUAUCGACAUUCCCGGCCUGUGUUUGAGCUGCUUGACAGAGAUGGGGCACUUAGGGUUAGGUUAAGGCAGUUUGAAGCCUUCCGAUUCCUCUUUAAUUUCAGAAACCAGGAAAUGAAACAGAUCUUCAAGAACUUUGAUGUUACAGGUGAUGAGCGUCUUAAUUACAAAGAGUUCAAGUUGUUCACUAUCUUCUGCCUUGACAAACAUCAGGAGAGGCAGAAAUCAGAGAGAAGUAAACAUCUGCUCCUGAAACAGCAAAGUCUCUUUGAAAGCUGGAGAAAGCAACACAGAAGUCAGAAAUAA
Vombatus ursinus (common wombat) is the source of this 1345-nucleotide messenger RNA. RefSeq names its product EF-hand calcium binding domain 9 (gene EFCAB9). Gene Ontology annotation, cellular component: sperm principal piece; cytoplasm. The transcript is spliced from 4 exons. The record is from RefSeq and is a predicted model, not a curated record. Lineage: Eukaryota; Metazoa; Chordata; Mammalia; Diprotodontia; Vombatidae. Gene Ontology annotation, molecular function: calcium ion sensor activity. Gene Ontology annotation, biological process: sperm capacitation; flagellated sperm motility. The coding region runs from base 734 to 1345 and encodes 203 amino acids.